UUGAAUCUUGCAGUUUUGUAACACGUAUUUACAAUUCGAUCUUCUCAAAAUGGUGGCUAUAGGCAUCGAUCUUGGGACUACGUAUUCGUGUGUGGCGGUCUGGAGGCAAGGACACGUGGAAGUUAUACCCAACGAACAAGGUAAUCGUUCAACUCCAUCUUACGUAGCUUUCACAGAGACGGAACGACUUAUAGGCGAAUGCGCUAAGAACCAAGCGGUUUUUAACCCGCGCAACACGGUUUUUAGCGCUAAGCGCUUAAUCGGACGCCGCUACGACGAUAUCGGAGUCCAAAUGGACCUACGGUAUUGGCCAUUCAAUGUCGUCAAUGAAAACGGUAAGCCAAUUAUAUCGGUUACAUACAAACGCGAUACGAAGCGGUUCGCUCCUGAGGAAAUAAGCAGUAUGCUACUUUUCAGGAUCAAGGAGAUGGCCGAGGCGUAUCUCGGGUGCGAAGUCGAUAAAGCAGUGAUCACUGUGCCUGCUUAUUUCACGGACUCCCAACGUCAAGCCACUAGGACGGCUGGCGUCGUCGCUGGCUUUCAGGUCCUCAGGGUGACGAACGAGCCGACAGCAGCCGCCCUCGCCUACAGCAUAGACAAGAAACUUAAAGGCAAAAAGAUCUUAGUUUACGACUUAGGCGGUGGCACAUUCGACGUUUCGAUCCUGAUCAUCAAGGACGGUCCGGUGUAUGAAGUGAAAGCGACAGCCGGCAACACUAGAUUGGGCGGAGAGGACUUUGAUAACAGAUUAGUUGCGUAUUUCUCUGAGGAUUUCCGCAAGCGGUUCAAUAUUGAUAUAACGAAGAAUCCGAAGUCGUUGAGGAGACUCAAAACUGCUGCGGAGAGAGUUAAAAGGUUUCUCACUUCGGCCACCGAAGCAACAGUACAAGUCGAGUCCUUGUACGAUGACAUUGACUAUGUCGGAAAGAUUUCUCGGACCGUAUUCGAAGAGCUAUGCUCUGAUUUAUUCAACGACACGUUCAAAUUGAUCGAGCAGGCUUUAGCCGAUGCGAGGCUGAAGAAAAAUGACAUAGAUCGUGUAAUUCUGGUCGGAGGUAGUACGAGAAUACCAAAGAUACAGGAGAUGCUACAUGAAUACUUCGAAGGGAGGGUGUCGGCAUGUCUGAAUCCCGAUGAGGCUGUAGCGCAUGGAGCCGCCAUCCAAGCAGCGAUAUUGAGUGGAGAACACGACGUUAACAUCCGAGACCUGCACCUCGUUGACGUGGUCCCAUUAUCGUUGGGCGUCGAGACAGUCAGAGGAGUAAUGUACAAAGUCAUCGAACGAAAUACAUCUAUACCCUGUCGAAGGACCAAAGACUUGACCACUCUAGAUGACUACCAAAACAGCAUGACAAUCGAAGUUUUCGAAGGCGAACGAACGCUAACGAAGGACAACAGCUUACUUGGAGUAUUCGAUCUCCACGGCAUUCCACCGGCUCCGAGAGGUGUCGCGAAAGUCGAUGUCACAUUCGAUAUAGACGCGAACGGCAUCUUGAGCGUGACCGCGCGAGAUCGGAGCACCGGUAACUGCAAGAGUAUCACUAUAAAAAACGAGAACAGAGUCUCUCAGCUGCAGAUAGGGAAAAUGAUAGCAGAUGCCGAAACUUACCGCGAAGAAGACAGGGAGAAUCAACGGAGAUUGGAGUGCAGGAACCAGCUCGAAACCUAUAUCUACGAUGUUAAGAACAGAGCGGAGAAUAGUCAUGAAUUAGGAGAAGAAGAACGCAUGCAGAUUAAGAAGGAAUGUGAGAGCGCGGUGGAGUGGUUGGAUGAUAACGGGGAUUGUUUGAGAGAAGAAUUCGAACGGAAAAUGACUGAGCUGAUGAGGCAGUGGUCUGUUGUAAUGCAGAAGUUGUACGGUGGCUCUUUGAGACAUAUAGCGAAGAGACAGAGAAGCGAGAGCUACCAGGUCCCAGAGGAGAAUGAAUUUGCCAUCGAAGACAUUCUGGAAUAA
Molecule: messenger RNA, 1954 nt
Organism: Bombyx mandarina (wild silkworm)
Lineage: Eukaryota; Metazoa; Arthropoda; Insecta; Lepidoptera; Bombycidae
Product: heat shock protein 68-like
Source: RefSeq, a predicted model, not a curated record